UCCGUCUCCUCACAGGCAGGCGUGCCCUUCUCCUCCUCAUUAGCCAUUACCCUCUCUCUCUCUCUCUCGACCUCCAUUACUGUGCUCUCAAGCUUUUUCACACUUUUCCAACACUAUCAUCCCUUCUUCAUCUCCAUAAAACCUCGUUCAUGGAGCCCUGGGAUCGACCAAAACCCUCCAGAUCGCAUGAUCGUUUCCGAAGCCGCAGAGAUAAUCCUUCCUUCUCCUCCACUCUCCUUGACCAAAUCUACCGCUCCAUCGACGACGACGGCGACUCCAUGAGGAAGAACAAGCAGCUCCACGACGACAAAAUCCUCCCCCACCGCCGAUCUGUCGCCGCCGAUUUCGACAGAUCCGCCGCUCCCAGGAGUACGGACUCCGUUUUCUUCAAGCACUCCAGCUCCAGCUCCUCCGAUUCCAGCGGGUUCUCCUCCUCCGAGUCCGAUUCCUUCUACGGCCGCUCCAGAUCGUCGCCGGCGAAACCGAUUCGGACGGCCGUUGAGAGGCUCGACCGGUCACCGGUGCAGAUUCACCGAUCCGGCGUCCAGAAACAGGAGCUCGGGAGCUUCCUCAGAACGAAAUCGAAGGCGUUGAAGAUGUACAGCGAGUUGAAGAAAGCGAAGCAGCCGAUCUCACCCGGUGGUCGCCUCGCUAGCUUUCUCAACUCGCUCUUCACCGCCGGUAACGCAAAGAAGCUGAAGAAAGUUUCCACCGCCGGUAACGCAGCGUUAUCCUCGUCCACGUGCUCCUCCGCGUCGUCAUUCUCCAGAUCAUGCUUGAGCAAAACGCCGUCGUCUUCCACCGGAAAAUCCAAAAGAUCCGUACGGUUCUGUCCCGUUAGCGUUAUCCUCGACGAAGACUCGCGCCCUUGCGGCCACAAGAGACUGCACGAGAAGGAAACCAACCCUAACCAAAGCCGCAGCUUCAACCUCGACGAGCUCGAAAUCCACGCCAUGGAGGAAAAUCGCCGCGUGAUCGAAGCCGCCAAGGAUCUUCUGAGAAGUUACCAGAUGAAGAAGAAGAAGAAUGAUAGGUCGUCGACGGAAGAUACACGCAACGUCGGCGUUAUCGCCAUGGACGAGGACGAAGAUGACGCGGCGAGCUGCGCGAGCUCCGAUCUGUUCGAAUUGGAUAAUCUGUCGGAAAUAGGGAUCGAGAGGUAUAGAGAGGAGCUUCCCGUGUACGAGACCACGCACCUGAGCACUAAUCGAGCCAUCGCCAGUGGCUUGAUCGUGUAAUAAAUGGUUAAAUCAUAUGUUCAAUGCUAAUUAGUCAAUUUUCUUGGUCUUAAUCUAUCAUUAGUAAAAAUCGGUUUGGGGUGUUUUAA
Molecule: messenger RNA, 1327 nt
Organism: Tarenaya hassleriana
Lineage: Eukaryota; Viridiplantae; Streptophyta; Magnoliopsida; Brassicales; Cleomaceae
Product: protein BIG GRAIN 1-like B
Exons: 1
Coding region: 150-1238 (362 amino acids)
Biological process (GO): auxin-activated signaling pathway
Source: RefSeq, a predicted model, not a curated record